Molecule: messenger RNA, 2710 nt
Organism: Penaeus indicus
Lineage: Eukaryota; Metazoa; Arthropoda; Malacostraca; Decapoda; Penaeidae
Gene: Der-2
Product: derlin-2-like
Exons: 7
Coding region: 200-919 (239 amino acids)
Biological process (GO): endoplasmic reticulum unfolded protein response
Cellular component (GO): Hrd1p ubiquitin ligase ERAD-L complex; endoplasmic reticulum membrane
Molecular function (GO): misfolded protein binding; ubiquitin-specific protease binding
Source: RefSeq, a predicted model, not a curated record
UGUAAACACGUCUUCAUUUCCUCCGAAUUGCCUCGACGACCAGCCAUUUCUCAUCACGGGCCUCGUUUUGCGAAUGCGGAGCGGGAUUUCGGCGCCCAGGGGAAGGAUUCGGGGAGUUCUGAGUGGAGUAGAGUAGUGGAAGACUGGAAUUGACGACCGUACGUUCAGGAGAAGAGGUGUAUAUUUCAAGUUUAUCAACAUGGCGCACCAGACAUUCCAACAAGAAUAUCUACAGAUGCCUCCAGUGACACGGGCUUACACCACAGCUUGUGUUGCCACGACGAUACUAGUGCAAUUGGACCUUGUGUCUCCAUUCCAGCUCUAUUUUAAUCCACUUCUCAUCAUCAAACACUAUCAGAUUUGGAGACUUGUAACCACUUUCCUAUUCUUUGGUUAUGUAGGUUUCAACUUCCUGUUUAACAUGAUUUUCACAUACCGCUACUGCAGGAUGCUUGAAGAAGGCUCCUUUAGAGGCCGCACAGCCGACUUUGUCAUCAUGAUGCUGUUUGGAGGAGCGUGUAUGCUGUGCUGCUCCAUGUUUUGCUCCCUGCCCUUCCUUGGCCAGGCCUUCACAAUCAUGCUGGUGUAUGUCUGGGCUCGGAGAAACCCUUUUGUGCGGAUGAACUUCUUUGGCCUCCUCAAUUUCCAGGCUCCAUACCUUCCCUGGGUGUUAUUGGGAUUCAGCGUCCUCUUAGGGAACUCCAUCCUUGUGGACAUGGUUGGGAUUGCCGUUGGACACAUCUACUACUUCCUGGAGGACGUGUUCCCCCAGCGCUCGGGGGGCAUCAGACUUCUCAAGACCCCACGGUUCCUGCAACAGAUCUUCGAGCCCCACACGGAGGACCCAGCCUACAACCCAGCCCCAGAGGAGAGACCUGGAGGAUUCAACUGGGGGGAGCAGCCACCACAGGGACAGUAGGAUCAACAGACAACAUCCCCCCUGUAGUGUUGACCAUUGCCGGAAGUGGUGUCCUUCCCAUAUGGACCAGAGGCGCUUUGGAGUGUGAAGGAAUUUCUCUCUGCAUGAUGGUUGUGUAAAUAUAUGUGCCAAUAGAUUUUUGCAAAGACCAGAGAAUAUUUUCUUUAUUUUUUUCUUUUUCUUUUUUUACAUGACAGAAUUCACUGGUUUACCCAUCUUGUUUUAUCCCAACUCUCCACAUUAUAUCCAUAUUACCAUCUGUCCCACCUCAGCAUUGGGUUAUAUCGGAAAGGAGAAAUUGUGGGUGCAGUAGAGUUCGGCAGUAUCAGAGUCAAUUGGAUAUCAGUCAGCCAGCUUAGUAGUCUUGGAUCAUUUCUGAUACCCCUUGUGAUGUGCCCUUUUGGAGGAAGAACUGACCAGAAGGAUCUACAAAGCAAUGUAAUCUGUUGGAAGUGGCCCCCUGGGAUGAUUGGCACUUAUUAAACGUGAAGGAGUCUUGUGGGCUUGUUUGGAGGCCAGAUUUGGGCCUGCACAUGCACUUGUUUUGAUUGAUAGUCCAGAUCCUCCAUAGUCAGUCACAGAAAGCAAGUCCUUGAGGAUGUGCUAUUAAAAUGUUUGGUAUCACCUUAAAGCAAAUUUUCCUAUAUAUGUAUAUAUAUUUAUAUUGAGAUUUAUGUAAAUAUAUAUAUGUAGAGCUUUUUGAGAGUGUCAGUGACUUUUAAUAAUUUAAUGUAUGGUGAUAAAAGGUGUUUGUGUAAUGCCAUACAUUUUCCCUUUGAAUGUCACAUUUUGGCUGCAUGGUUCAAAAUCUUGUGGCCUCAGACGAAAGCAGUAGAGUCUGCUUUUGUAAUAUAAAAUGGCAUUGCAUCAAUGUAAAAUGGUGUGUCUUUUAGCUGACUAUUAGUGGGUGCUCAGCUUGGUGGUUGUGUAAAUAUAUUGUGCAAAUAUAUUUUGCAAGACCAGAAAAGAUUUCAUUCUGGGUUGCUUUCAUCUGAAACCUUAGUUGGCCUUGCUGUAGCUCAACUAGCCUUGUAUUUCAAGGUCAUCUCAACUUGUAUGAAGGAAUUACUGGUUUGUAUGAUUUUGCAUGUAAUACCAAAUGCAGUGAAUAUUGUUCAGUUUAUUAUUGUGGGUAUUACUACUUGUUUUUUCUUUUCCAAAAGGAUUUAAAGUUUAUCUGUCUAUACUUCCUCCCUUUCCACAUUAAGUUAGAGAUUACCCUGUCCCUCUUCUGAGCAACAGGUUAUGUGGGAAAGGAGGAGGAUAAAAGUGCAGUGGACUGGUCAGCAACUGGAUACCACUUCAGGUACCUGGACUUGUAGUUCAGGAUUGCUAUUACAGUGCCCAGUUCGGGUGCACUCUUUUGGUGCCAGGCAGAAAAAUAUCCAAGGCUCUGUGACAGGCAUGUGUGUACACAUACAUAUACAUGCACACACUCACUUUCCCUCUCUCUUUUACUUUCUCUUUCUCCUUCUCCUGCUCUUUCUCUUUCUUUGCACAUACAAGAACACAGGAUGUAUAUUUAACACAACUACAUAAACCUAAGAACCUAGACAUGCACAUACAUAACUGAACCAUACAUCCUUAAACUUAAGUUUUUCACACCCAUACAGGAGAAAAAAUAAUGUUUCGGAUUUAUCAUAUUUUGGGAGGCUCUGGACUGUCACAUUAGUUCAGUGUGUAUAUGUUUCUGUAUAAGUCUUCUUUAUUUAUGUUCACAGAAAUUUCUGUGUGGGAUUUUCCAAAUGUUUAUACAACUGUCUUAAUGUUCAAUAUAAUUUACUGUGUUUA